GUCUCUAAAGGCAGAAAAGUGACCAUCCUACAAACUUUGAAAAAAAGGAAACCGAAACUAAGGUCUUGACUGAAGGCAAACGAGUAACUCGUUUGAUAAAAGAAAAUACACCCUACAUGAAAAGGUGUCCCCUGAUUUCCUACAUAGCAAUUCUACCAGCCACACCUGGGCUUUCUCAGCGGUCGCAGAACUCAUAGACAAUGCUUAUGACCCAGAUGUAAAAUCUUCUGAACUGUGGAUUGACAAGCGUGAUAUCAAUGGGAAAGUCUGUCUGACCUUCACAGACAAUGGAAAUGGAAUGGUGGUGGACAAACUACACAAAAUGCUCAGUUUUGGUUAUUGUGACAAGGUACCAGUUGGAAAUCACCAGCCCAUUGGUCGCUAUGGCAAUGGUUUUAAGUCUGGCAGCAUGCGUCUUGGAAAAGAUGCAAUCGUGUUCAGUCGCUGCAAGGAUAUGAUGAGUGUAGGACUCCUCUCCCAGACCUAUCUGAAGGCUAUCAAGGCAGAGACUGUAAUGGUCCCCAUCAUCUCCUGGGAUCUCCCAAGCAAGACCAGAAAAGUGAGACCAGAGAGCAAGAACAAUUUGUUGGCCAUUUGUUCCCACUCCAUUUUCAAGGACGAGAAAGAGCUACUGAGUGAACUGGAUUUCCUGGAGAACUUUAAAACCGGGACAAGGAUUAUCAUUUACAACCUCACAAAGAACAACAACUCUGAAAACUUGGAGCUGGACUUUGAUAGUGCCCCAUUAGACAUCAGAAACCCGGAAUCUCACCUCAUCGACUACACCACCAUCGACCGCAUCAUUAACGACAAGAGCCCCGAGUACAAAGUCUCCCUCAGAGAAUAUUGCAGUAUUUUGUACUUAAAGCCAAGUAUGAAGAUUUUUCUGAGGGGGAAGAAGGUGAAUACGAAAUUCAUCUCUAGAAGUUUGUCAGAGACAGAGAGGGAUACCUACAAACCAACUUGGCUUAAAAAACCUGUGAAUAUCAAGUUUGGAUUCAUCUCCAGUAAGAACCCUGAGGAUUACGGACUAAUGUUGUACCACAAUAAUCGGCUGAUCCGAGCGUACGAGAAAGUGGGUUAUCAAAAACAGGCCAAUGAGCUGGGUGUUGGAAUAGUAGGUGUAGUAGAGGUGUUCUUUUUGACUCCAACGCACAACAAACAGGACUUUAGCCGAGAUGAAAAGUACAAUGCAUUUAUGUCAAGUGCUGGUAAAAAGCUGAAUGAGUACUGGGAUGUGAAGAGAGGAAAACAAUGUGGUACUGCAAAACACCAAGAUGUGGCCCCUGACUGGCUGUGGGUCCAUUGUGAUGAAUGUCUUAAGUGGAGGAGGCUUCCGGCGGGCUCUAGUAAAGUGGACCUUCCAGAGAACUGGUACUGUUACAUGAACCCAGAUGCCUCAUUCAAUCGCUGUGAAAUUCCCGAGGAACCUGAGGAUGAAGUUGAAGCAUUGAAGGGGCCCAACUAUAAAAAGCGUUUCAAAAAGCAACAGUUAGAGCAAAAUCUGAAAAUGAAAUGCCAUGAAGAGCAGCAAAUUAAAGAAAAGGAGGUGAAAAAGAGGAAGAAGUCCAAGUCCAUCAAUUCUGUCAUUGAGAAGAGGAGGAAAAUGGAAAGGGGGCCUCUCAAACAAGAGGAAAUGCACUAUACAGCUAGUACGUUGGACCUGGGCAAAAGAUUGAAUUUUUCCAAUUCACAACAGAGUGAUCCAGGACUAAGUACACCCAAACUGGAAAUACUUGGAGAAGCCAGGUUAGAUUCUGCUGGUCAAGAUGUGCUUUCAUCAGAGCAUGAGAACACAAGCAGUGGUGAUGAUAUGUCUGAUGAUGAUACAUCUGAUGAUAUGUAUGAUGAGGGCAAAACGCAUUCAGAAGAAAUAAAACCAUUGAAGGGUACCAGUAAGCAUGGGAGCUGGUCUACCAAUAAGCCUACCAUUCCAUCACAUGGCAAGACACAACCACACUCUUCGGGUAGACUGGGAAAGACACAGAAAGAUAAAAAGAAGUGUGUUUCAUUCUUAAAAGGGAAAACCAAGAAAUAUCCAUACACCAUGACAGAAGAGAUGAUCAAGUUUGGAAAAAAAGUGGAAGAAUUGAGAGAAAUUGGGGAGGUUGAUAUCCGAAUUGAUUCGCUGGUUAAUUCUCUGAAUAUCGAAACGAAAUCUUGCAAGUUCUGGAGAAGGGAAAACAUAAAAAAGGAUUAUGGAGAAUUGAUUUGUAACCUUGAUUAUUUAGACUGUGCUGGUCUUGAUGUUGGCAUCACUAUGAAGCCAUUCAAUCAGUAUAUUGAACCAUUCGAUGGGCGCAGAGUCAAUGACUUUCAAGAAUGGAUGAAAGACUGCACAAAAGUCCUCAAUAAAACACGAUCUACACAAUUGGGCAGUGUUUCUUCCAUUUUGUUUGCCAUCUAUGCAAAAGAGGCUAUUUUGGAAUUCAAGCCAACGGAACUUCCAGGAAUUAUUGAUUACAGUAUUCGCUGUGCAAUAGAAAGUAAUUAUUAUCUACUGGCUUUUGCGAUUGUGAGGACAUACAUAUUCGAUCAUGUUAUUCAGUUGCAAAGAAUUUUUGAAGGUACCAAAGGAAUAAGUCCUCUCAUUAUUGACAUAAUCAUACAAACAUCGAGAAAUAUGAUUUUGAGAAAAUUUCCAAACCUUCAAAAUAAAGCCAUUGUUCUGUCUUUCUGUUGGGAGUGCGGGCAGGGAAUUCUAACCCGGAUGGUGAUGAUCAUGUCAUACAAAGGAAGUAUAGAAAUAACCGAUAAAAUUCCAGAUGAAGUCAUGGGAUUCAAACUUGUCCUUUAUAAUCUCGCACAUCUGUCGGAUGAAGCAGCUCAAGUUUUCAAAUCAAUUCCAGUUUCAAAGAAAACUCCAUUGCCAACAGUCACAGAAAGUGAAGCAAGAGAACUAUUUAGGAAACACUCCAAUCUCACAAUGAUAUCAGCCUCACCAUAUAAAUCAGUGGGAUAUUCCAAGGGGAAGCACAGAGUUGUCGAGAAACUGUGUAUCAGUCUGUUUUGUCUACAUAAAGGCUAUAUUCCCUAUGGAGAAGAACAAUUUCCAAAGAAAAUCAGAGACGUGGAAGUAGAUGUUCAGGAGGGAUACUGCUACUUCGGUGCUGGAAGAUCACUAGAAUUAGGAGGACACAUCAAGCGUUUGAUGAAUGGGAGUAUCGGGGGAUUUGUAGAUCUCCCCAAUAGUAAAGUUGGGUUGAUAACAUGUGCUCAUGUUGUAUUUUCAUCUGAACAAUUGAUGAUGUUGAGGAAUGGGCAGCGUCCAAGUACUGAUAUUGAAGUCGAGGCAUUUGAUAAGGGAAGCCAUUCCUAUAAAGUGUGCGGUAAAUGUAUACAUGCAGACUUCCCGCAUGUAUACAAGAUUGGAAACCCCCAUCUUUUCACGUCAGCUUCUAAAGAUCCUAACGUUGAUGUUGCUUUAAUUGAAGUUCAUGAAGAUAUCAACACAUUUGAGUUUCGGACUGUGCCCUCAGAACAGUUGCAAUCUGCAGGUUUCGACCCGACUAAUCCUCCAGUAUUUUCUGGAGAGGUUGCAUCUCUGCCUGAUCCGGAUCCCGUGCACAAAGUCAGUGGACAAAUUCCAAACAAAUUAGACAGUGUAGUAAAAUAUGGCGCUGUAACUGGAUUUACCAUUGGUAAUCUUUAUCAUAGUCAUGCACAUGUACGAUUUGUUCAAGAAAGUCUUAAGCUACCAGGGGAUUUACACUGCGCUGUUAUGUGCGAUCAAAUUGAAAUCCAGAAUCUGCCUCACGGACAGUUUUUUGUGUGUGGUGACUCUGGUUCGUUUGUCUUUUGUAUCAAUCCUGAUAAAACACUCAGCUGUCUGGGGAUGGCAGUUGGAGUAUCCACACGAGAAUCCUGUUUAGUGACUCCUAUUGACAGAAUCUUAGACAAUCUACGCAGUGUGUGUCCUAGUCCUCGUUUAAAACCUUGUAGUUCUUUAAUUCAACAAACCAGGACCAAUGCACCACCUCAAGCAACCUUAGAUAGGAUUUUAGCAGCCAUAGGAAACUUUCAGACUUCCUUGCAGAAUGUUGAAACAAAUUUCCAAACUUCAUUACAGAAUGUUGAAAGGAAUGUUGAGAGUGUCCAAGCUUCGUUACAAAAUGUUGAGAGGAAUGUUGCAAAUUUCCAAGCCUCAUUACAGAAUGUACAAACAGAAGUUCAAACUUUACAAAGUCAUGUUAAACAAACCGAAGAUUCCAAAACUCAGUCAUUGUCCAACCAAUCCAGUGCCAAUCAAAAUUAAGAUGAUGUGGAAGCGUGUCGGAUUGGAAUAUCUGAAUUAUAUUUCUAUAAAAUAAUUUUUUGAUAUGUCAAGAUGUUGAAUGUUAUAUUAUGUUUUAAACAUAUGGACAUUACAUAUCACUGGUGUUGUAUCAAUGUGUAUACUUGUGUUUUCAGUGCUUUCAAGGCCUUUGUUUUUAGAUCACCUGGUAAUCUCCAAUAUUAAAGAUUUUUGAGAAACUAUG
Messenger RNA from Ostrea edulis (European flat oyster), 4478 nucleotides. RefSeq lists its product as uncharacterized. Gene Ontology annotation, molecular function: zinc ion binding; ATP hydrolysis activity. The coding region runs from base 299 to 4255 and encodes 1318 amino acids. The record is from RefSeq and is a predicted model, not a curated record. Gene Ontology annotation, cellular component: nucleus. NCBI's taxonomy places the organism in Eukaryota, Metazoa, Mollusca, Bivalvia, Ostreida, Ostreidae. The transcript is spliced from 19 exons.